AGAGACCGAAGCAGCAUACAGACCUGAGGAGGAGCAACACUAGCAACAACCUUCUGUCUGCCCUCCCUUUCUCUCUCCCUCCUCCAGUCCUCCCAGCCACCCAUGCUCUGUGAGGCUCUCUAUCCUCUCCUCUCCCUGGGCAUAAUGCUCCAUCUCUACUGCUGAGCUCUCCCUUACCCCACCUUACCCCCUAACCUUACCCCACCAUGACCAGUCUGAAGCGGUCUCAGACGGAGCGUUCGGUGGGCGGCUCGGUACCUGCCUCUGAUGAAUUCUACACCCGUCGCCUGCGCCUCCCCAAUGGUGGCGCCCCCCCACCUCGCUCCGAGAGCACCCACCUCACCUCCUCUUCCUCAUCCGGCUCCUCUUCCUCCUCCACCCCGGGGGUUCCCAAGAUGGGGGUCAGGGCCCGUGUGGCGGACUGGCCCCCCAAACGGGAUGGAACAGGCGGGGUGUGGCACAUCACCGUAGAUACGGACUCCCCGAGUUCCACCAUGUCAUCAGGUGGCGGAGAAUGUGGGUCAGGCGGGUCGGCCGGGGAACGCGGGUCGGCCGGGGAACGCGGGUCGGCCGGGGAACGCGGGUCGGCCGGGGAACGCGGGUCGGCCGGGAGCGGAGAAAGAGAACGGAGCUCGGGUUCAGGCUCGGCGACCACGGCCCAUAGCAGCAUGUCAGCUAAACUGGGCCACCUGAUCAGCCCUCAGGACUCGUCGAUGCUCCGGAACAUCCACAACACCCUGAAGAGCAAGAUGCACCACAGCAGACAUCACAGCAAAGACAACCGCUACCUGUCGCCAGACGGCUACCAGGGCUCGCCGCGUAAAGGCAUGAGGCGUAUCCGCCAGCGAUCCAACAGUGACAUCACUAUCUCUGAGUUAGAGGGUGACGGGGGCGAGGGCUGGUCCUUCUCUGGCUGGACGCCCAUGCAUCGAGAGUACGGCAGCACCUCUUCCAUAGACAAACAUGCAGGCUCAGGGGAGAGCUUCUUCGAUAUGCUCAAGGGCUAUACGUCCCAGGAGGCUCCUGAUCAACGCAGCCCGGCGCCGGACAGACUUGGUGAGCUGCUGACGGUGGCCCCGCACAAACAGGCUGCCCUGGAUCUACCUGAUGGACCCCUGGGUCCUACCAGAGGUAGCCCCGCCAGUCGCCUGAAGGAAAGAGAGAAACACCUGAAGAGGAGGUCCAAGUCGGAGACUGGAGGGGAGUCCAUCUUCAGGAAGCUCCGCAGCGUCAAGGCCGAGGGUGACUCGUCCCGGGCUGGGUCUGACGUGGAGGAUGGGGGGCGGGAGGAUGUCAUCGGCCCCCUUCCAAAACCCUGGUCUUGUCAGAAAGGCUUUGCCCACUUUGACGUGCAGAGUAUCCUCUUCGACCUCAACGAGGCUAUCCAGGGUCGACAGUCCGGCGGGAAACGCAAGAACACCACCACGGGCGCCUCCGCUGCGGCCGCCGCCUCGGCCUCCGCCACUUCCUCGCUCUCGUCUAAUCAGAGUGGGGUAUGCGGCGGGGGCGGGUCUCCGUGCGGGUCCCAGGAAGAGCUGAGUGGGAAGGAGGGGGGCACGGGACAGGGUGGGACUCACACCACUAACCCUGCCCUAGACCCUGGUGAUGAGAAGAGCAACGAUCUGGUGCUGAACUGCCCUUGUUUCAGGAAUGAACUGGGAGGAGAGGGAGAGAGGAACAUUGGCCUCUCUAAACGGCAGGGUAGUAUAGGCAGUGGGGGCAGCUCCAGUGGGUCUGUUGGGGGAAGUGGUUCAGAGGAGGGGCCCCUGGAGACCUCUCUCCCACACUUCACCAACGCCGGUGUGUCCGUGCUGGAGGCCCCUAAAGACGGACAGGGACAGCAUGCUGAUAGGGCCAAACGAUCUGUGGAGCACUGCGACCUGGGGUCUUAUUACUACAGGAAAUACUUCUAUCUGAGAGAGCAUUGGAACUACCUGGGUGUGGAUGAGACUCUGGGUCCAGUAGCAGUGAGUUUGAGGAGAGAGAAGCUGGAGGAACACAAGGAGCAUGGACAGCAGUAUAACUACAGAGUCAUCUUCAGAACCAGCGAGCUCACCACCCUGCGUGGGUCUAUCCUGGAGGAUGCAGUACCGUCUACCUCAAAGCACGGCCUGGCGCGGGGUCUACCCCUCAAAGAGGUGCUAGAUUACCUGGUUCCAGAGCUGAACGCCCACUGUCUCAGACUGGCUCUCAACACACCUAAAGUCACAGAGCAGCUGAUGAAGCUGGACGAACAGGGUUUGAGUUUCCAGUUGAAGGUGGGGGUGAUGUACUGUGCGGCGGGACAGAGCAGUGAAGAGGAUAUGUAUAAUAAUGAUUCAGCGGGUCCUGCUCUGGAGGAGUUCCUACAGCUGCUGGGGGAGAGGGUCCGACUGAAAGGAUUCACCAAGUACCGAGCGCAGCUGGACACUAAGACUGACUCCACAGGGACCCACUCGCUGUACACCACCUAUAAGGACUAUGAGGUGAUGUUUCAUGUCUCCACCAUGCUGCCCUACACACCCAACAACAAACAACAGCUCCUGAGGAAGCGUCACAUAGGGAACGACAUAGUGACCAUCGUGUUCCAGGAGCCGGGGGCUCAACCCUUCACCCCCAAGAACAUACGGUCACACUUUCAACACGUGUUUGUAGUGGUGAGAGCACACCAACCCUGCUCUGACAACACCUCCUAUAGGUGA
Salvelinus namaycush (lake trout) is the source of this 2681-nucleotide messenger RNA. Its product is annotated as signal-induced proliferation-associated 1-like protein 1. Lineage: Eukaryota; Metazoa; Chordata; Actinopteri; Salmoniformes; Salmonidae. Gene Ontology annotation, biological process: activation of GTPase activity; regulation of small GTPase mediated signal transduction. Gene Ontology annotation, molecular function: GTPase activator activity. Gene Ontology annotation, cellular component: cytoplasm. The transcript has 9 exons. Bases 207 to 2681 code for a protein of 824 amino acids. The record is from RefSeq and is a predicted model, not a curated record.